Molecule: messenger RNA, 2793 nt
Organism: Microplitis mediator
Lineage: Eukaryota; Metazoa; Arthropoda; Insecta; Hymenoptera; Braconidae
Exons: 3
Coding region: 925-1491 (188 amino acids)
Source: RefSeq, a predicted model, not a curated record
UGAAGUUAGUUCACUAAAGAUUUCUCUUUGUUUUCUUUUUAAUUUUUUUUUCAAAUACUAGUGUGUGGAAGCAUAUGAACACAGUAAUACUCCUUACACAUAUGAGUAUCACACAUGGGUAAAGAAGAAUAAGUGUGUGUCAUAAAUACAUGCAUACAUUCAUACAUACACAUAAAUAUAUAUAUAUACAACAAGCAUGUAAAAGUAAAGCGUAGACGCGCUUUUUUUGCAUCGCUCUCGUCGGUGUUAUUUCUCACUGCCAACAGGCCAGUUGGUCAUCGGAUGUUGCCGUUAAUUGUAUCGAAUUUAAAACGACGAAGAAAAAGCGGGUGUCGCAUGUUAUUAUUAUCUUAUGGGUUAGUUAUUGUAUAUUUAUUAUCGUCAAUUAUUGCUUCUUAAAAAAUUACGCGUACACCCGACUUUACAAAGAAGCAACAAAUAAUUAAUACUAUAUAUAUAUAUAUAUAUAUACACCAAGAACCCUGAAGACUGUUGAAUAUUUAAAGAUACAGCUACCGAACAGCCGACAUUGACUACGACUGCCUGUGUGUUAGUACCAGCCGACACCGAUAAUCCAAGUUUAGUUAAUAGAAUAAUAAUGAUAAUGUCGUCGUCAGUACGACCCGUAAUAAUUUUUCACCAUCUUGCCAGUAAAAAUAAAUGAAAAAAAAUAUAUUGUUAAAAGAUUAAGUUAAACCAGCUGAUAAGGUGACAAAUGAUUAUUAAUAAAUAAUAAAAAGUAAAUAAAAUAGUUUGUUUUGGUUUUUAAAAUAAGUCAAGGACCUGCGAUAACGAUCAGCACAAAUAAUAAAUUAUAAAAAUAUCAUUUUUAUUUUACUUGGAGUUUAAAUUACGAGCUACUGGAAACUGAUAAGUUUUAGGAAUUAAUCUUGGUAUGAAUCAUAUGGCUUUAGAACCAGGAACAUGGCCACGGUUUUUGAGAGUCCAUUUCUUUCAAACAGACUUAGGCAAAUCGAAGAACGUUACGAGGAACCAGCAACCUUUGGCAGAUGUGAUUGCACAAGCUAUAGUUAUUUAGCUUUAAGCGUUGUAUUAUUUACAAUUGGUACUGCUGUUACUAUUUUGUCACUGGGUGAUGCUGUUGAUGGUCAAAUUUUUUUAAAUCUCGGCCACAUGUGGCUAGUGGGGCCUAUUUUUAUUUGCUCCGGGCUCAUGGUUGCUGUUAAAUGUAUUCUUUAUUUGAGAAAAAAGUCAGUUAUACAAAUGAUUUUUCAUCAGCGACAACUGUUUCGACGUUUACAGGAAUUGGCAAGUGCACAAGGAGUCGGUGGAUCCGGAGCUGGUACAUCUGGUCCACCACCUUAUGAUUCAAUAGCUCAGGGACAAGGGCCCAGCGAAUUGCCACCGCCAACUUACGCCGAAGCUGUUGCGCUUUUACAUCAAAAUGAAAUUCAUGGUGCAAAAUUCUCGAGUGAAACACAAGCAGACAGUAGUCUUUUAUCAGUGGGAACAACUCGAGCCAAACCUUAAAUGCUUCCAAGUAUUUUUAUAUUUGUUGUCAUAAUAAUUACAAACAACUAGUUAUCUUAUUUUUUACACGUACAUGACGUAUGGUACGACGACUGAAAAUAAUCAUUGUAACUAUAAAUAUUGUUUUAUUUUUUUUGCAUCACGAUUAAUAUUAAUGUAGACAAAUAUCCGGGUUUAUUUAAUAUGAGGUCAUUUAUCAAUAAGUGAUAAUUUCAAUAUUUUUUCUUCUUAUAUAUCUUAUUGCCAAUGCCAGUUUUUUCCUCAAUUUUUUUUCCUUAUGAUUAUUUAUUUAUUUUUUUUUUGUCUACAAGAUCAACGGCCACAAGCAUUUUACAAGCUCUUAGUCUCGUUCAAGCUUCACCUCCGGUAAUGAAAGUCUUGAACUAAAUUAGUACUUAACGCUUUUAAUUAAGUCAUUUAAUAAUGCAGCUGUGACACUUUAAUUAUUUUUUAAUUGAAUUUAAAAAUGGUACUGUACAAUUUUAAAUUUACAUUUUUCUUUUGAUCCUGAAGUUAGCAGACAAUUAACAAUUUUCAGAUAUUUUUAUUUUGAGAAUUUAAUAAAAAAAAAAAAAAAUAUCCACGUGUAGAAAAUUAAAAAAACUAUAAGUGCAAUUUUCUAAAAUAUUUUUUUUUUUGAUUUGUCGUUUUAAAAAAUAUCCAAAAAUUAUUAGCCAUCGGCUAGUUUCAGUAUAAUUUUUUAUGUGUGAAUGUAGGAGACAUCAGACAAAUUUAAAACUAUAAAUAAAUAGAGUAAAUAAUUUAGAAAAUAAUAUUUAUAAAAAAUGCACUUAUUAAUUUCAAAAUUUUUUAAAUGCGCAAUUUUUUUAAAUUUAAUUUUAUUAAUUAUUUACUCUUUAUUAAUGAUCCUGAAGUCAGCAAACAAUUAAAAUUUUAGGAUUUUUUUUUUAACAAAUUAAUCAUAAAAAAAAAAAAUAAACUAAAAAAAUGCACUUGUAGAAAAUUAAAAAAACUAUGGGUGCAAUUUUCUCAAAUAUUUUUCCUUUAAAUUUAUCGUUUUUAAAAAAAUCAAAAAAUUAUUAGACCGCUUAAUGUCAGUAUCAAUUUUUUUUUUUGGUUUCUUAACUGUUGUAAAUUAAAAUAAUUAGGUACAGGUUUGUAUUUAACAUUCCUCGUACAGAUGUGGUUACUAAUAAACUGUGAUUUCAGUCGAAGGCGCUAAGUUACUUUUUUUUAAAAUUGUCGAGACUACAAAUGUGUUCGAGUUCUCAAACAUAAACAAUAACACGUGCAAAAAUUUUUUACAGUCAACGUUAAUUCGAACUUUUUUUUUUUUUUUUU